Molecule: messenger RNA, 2216 nt
Organism: Rubroshorea leprosula
Lineage: Eukaryota; Viridiplantae; Streptophyta; Magnoliopsida; Malvales; Dipterocarpaceae
Source: the annotation of a GenBank genome assembly
CAACUUUUUCAUUCCUGCUUCUCUAUCAAUCCGCCAUCAAAUUUCAACAUCUCAGAAAUCCUCUCCAACUCCAACUUCAGUUCUGAUUCCGUGGAAGAAAGGAAAUGAAAAGGGACGAAUCAUCCUUUUCUCCGGUAGCUCUUCUUUUUCUUCUGUUGAUGUUCCUCUCCAUCGUUACGGUCCGAGGAAGAACCUUAUGUUCGUCUGUUUGCGGAAAUAUCACUAAUAUCAGACAUCCUUUUCGCCUGGUAGGUGACCCGCCGGACUGCGGCAAUAUCGGCUACCAGCUUUCUUGUGAGAAUAACAAAACCAUCUUGAAUUUCAAUUCAGGAAAAUACUAUGUGAAGAAAAUUGACUACGAGGAAGGCAUAAUCCGUCUCGUUGAUGUGAACUUGGCGAAUGGGAGCUGCAGUUUUCCGUACUUUCCUCUGUCGAUGGGAGAGGUGCUCUGGGACGGCCGGUACAGCGGACUACUUACCAACCGUCAGGUCGAUUUUCUGAAUUGCUCGGAGGAUCUCACUGACCCGGCUUAUACCAGAGUGCCCUGUUUAAGUGGGAAUGCACACCAUGUAUUUGUCAGUAUUAGCGACUAUUUUUUCCUUCCUGAUGGGAUUCCGGAGUCAUGCGUGAGUACUUCAGCGGUUCCCACAAUCUAUGAUAAGUCAAAGAAGAACCUUUCGUAUGAAACUAUUUCAAAGAUACUGGAGGAGGGGUUUGAUCUGGGAUGGACAGAUGGAUGCUGGGAUUGCUGGUCAACUGGUGCUUACUGCAACUUAGCAUCUGAGGAUGAGCCAUACACCUAUAGGUGUAACUAUGGAGAUUACUAUGCUAUAUGGGAAGUAAUAUUGGCUUUGAUUGAAGCCUUUCUGACAGUGAUAAUAUUAAUUGUUCGAUUCAUCCUUCUUCCGCUAGUUGUAUUUGGAUUCAUUCUUCACAAGUAUAUAACUACACGAAAGAAGAAUAAAAACGUUGACAACUUUGUGCAAAGCAGGCAAUUAGGGACUCCCAAGAGGUACUCUUAUACUGAUAUCAUUUCCAUGACAAAUAACUUCAAAAAUAAAUUGGGGAAAGGUGGCUUUGGAUCAGUUUAUAUGGGGCAACUUCUGGAUGGUUGUUUAGUUUCUGUUAAACUACUUGAAACUUUAAAAGUCAAUGAGGAAAAUUUCAUUAAUGAAGUUGCUAGAAUUGGUGGGAUUUGUCAUUACAAUGUGGUACAAUUGGUGGGAUUCUGUUCAGAGGGAUCUAAACGUGCUCUUGUCUGUGAAUAUAUGCCUAAUGGAUCUCUUGAGAAGUACAUUUUCUCCAGAAGAGGAAAAGCUCACAAAUUCAGUUGGGAAAAACUCCAAGAAAUAGCUUUAGGAAUGGCCAAGGGUAUUGAGUUCCUGCAUAGAGGGUCUGAUGAGUGCAUUCUUCAUUUUGACAUUAAACCUGAGAAUAUUCUGCUGGAUCAGAAUUUCACCCCCAAAAUUGCAGCUUUUAGCCUGGCAAAAUUCUAUGCAAAGUCUGAUUUUGUGUCAAUGAGAGCUACAGAAGGAACAAUGGGAUACAUGGCACCUGAAUUGAUCUCAAGGGAUUUCGGAGACGUUUCUAGUAAAUCUGAUGUUUAUAGCUUUGGAAUAUUGCUGUUGGAAAUGGCUAGCGAAAGGAGGAAUGUUGACAUGGGUUCGAGCAAUGCAUUCUUCCCUUCAUGGGCAUAUGACCAACUAGAUGGAGGAGAGAUAGAGCUCGAGACUGUGGCCGACAGUGAGGCCAUCACAGUGAAAAAGCUGUUGAUAAUUGGAUUAUGGUGUACUCAAGUGAAGGCAUCAGAUCGACCCUCAAUGAGCAGAGUCGUCGAAAUAUUGCAAGGAAGCAUUAAUGAGUUGAAAAUGCCUCCAAGGCCUUCCUUAUCUACCCCUCAGUAUGUGUCAUUAAGGGAGCCUCUGUCAGAUUCUCCGAAGGAGCUUUUGAUACCUGAAUCAAUGGAGAGAAGCUCAUAGAAAACCAGAAAUCCUCAAGUUUCUGCCACUAUGAUUUCCUGAUAGUAUAAAUCUGUGCUGUUUCUCUGUUGUUCUUGUAGGAUGUUUGCUCUUUUGUGAAAGCACUAGUUUAAAUAAAUUUCAUGGCCUUUGUGAAAGUUGUUAUGUUUUUCUUGAUGCUACCAGCCUAUAAUCAAUGGCAUGUUAUGUCUGAGCAAGAACAAUUGAAACACUAUAUAAUCAAUUGUUUGAGUGUGU